AUGUCGACUCAAUCAGGUGUACCGGUCGUCAAUGAAACUGAUCUAGAAGAAACCGAUCCUAUUAUAGCUAAACUCCAGAAAACGGGUUGCUUAGAAAAACAUUACGCUGUCUUGGAAUGUUGGGAUCAUCAUAAAGAUUGGAGGAAGUGCCAACAAGAAGUUCAUGACUUCAGAAAUUUUCGAAACAAUUUGGGUAUGGGCAAAGGUAAAAUAGCUUCUCAGUGUGCACAUGCAGCUGUUGAGUGUUACAAGACUGGUUUAAAGACAGAUCAUAAAAUAGUGAAAAUAUGGUUAGCUAGUGGUCAACCCAAAGUAGUUGUCAAAGUGGACACCGAAGAAGAGCUACUCUCAAUCGCCGCGAUUUCAACCAAAAAAGGUCUCAUCAACUGCCUAAUCAAAGAUGCUGGAAAGACCCAAUUAGAGCCGUACACUACCACAGUUCUGGGGAUUGGACCAGGGAAGAAGCAAGACAUCGAUUUAGUCACUGGCCACUUGAAGUUACUUUGA
This is a messenger RNA of Daphnia pulicaria, 507 nucleotides long. RefSeq names its product peptidyl-tRNA hydrolase 2, mitochondrial-like. Bases 1 to 507 code for a protein of 168 amino acids. Gene Ontology annotation, cellular component: mitochondrion; cytosol. NCBI's taxonomy places the organism in Eukaryota, Metazoa, Arthropoda, Branchiopoda, Diplostraca, Daphniidae. The transcript has 3 exons. The record is from RefSeq and is a predicted model, not a curated record. Gene Ontology annotation, molecular function: peptidyl-tRNA hydrolase activity.